Messenger RNA from Dichotomopilus funicola, 1077 nucleotides. RefSeq lists its product as uncharacterized. Lineage: Eukaryota; Fungi; Ascomycota; Sordariomycetes; Sordariales; Chaetomiaceae. The record is from RefSeq and is a predicted model, not a curated record. Gene Ontology annotation, molecular function: 3'(2'),5'-bisphosphate nucleotidase activity. Gene Ontology annotation, biological process: sulfate assimilation; phosphatidylinositol phosphate biosynthetic process. The transcript has a single exon. Bases 1 to 1077 code for a protein of 358 amino acids.
AUGUCUACCACCGCCCCUUACGCCCGCGAGCUCGAAAUCGCUCAACUAGCCGUCCAACGCGCCGCCAUCCUCACCAAGCGAGUUUUCCACGAAAAAGCCAAAGGCACCGUCUCCAAAGACGACGCCUCGCCCGUAACCAUCGGCGAUUUCGGCGCCCAAGCCCUCAUCAUCUCCGCUUUGCGCGCUAACUUCCCCCACGACGCCAUCGUCGCCGAGGAAGAGGCUGCCCAGCUGCGCUCCGACGAGAAGCUCCGCUCCUUAAUCUGGGGGCUGGUCAAGGAGACCAAGCUGGGGGAUGCGCACGCCGAGGAGGAAUUGUUGGGGGGCGGGGUGAAGGAUGAGGCGGAUUUGUUGGAGGUGUUGGAUUUGGGACGGAGUGAAGGGGGGCGUGUGGGACGUGUGUGGACGCUGGAUCCGAUUGAUGGGACGAAGGGCUUUUUGAGGGGUGGGCAGUACGCGCUGGCGCUGGCGUUGUUGGAGGAUGGGGAUGUUAAGGUUGGGGUGUUGGGGUGCCCGAAUUUGCCGGUGGAUGAUGAGGCGCCGUUGGCGGCGGAUAUUGGGGCUAACCAGACGGAUGAUGAGGGACGUGGGGUGAUUUUUUCGUCGGUUAUUGGGCAAGGGGCUACGAGCCGGCCGCUAGGCACGGCGGGGUUGGCGGAGAGCAAGCCGAUUCAGAUGAAGGAGGUUAAGGAAAUGGCGAGUGCUAGUUUCUGUGAGAGUGUUGAGUCGGGACAUUCGAACCAGUCUGAGGCCGCGCAGAUCGCGCAGAAGCUGGGUAUCACCAAGCCGAGCGUGCGCAUGGACUCGCAGGCCAAGUAUGGUUCUAUUGCUCGUGGGGCUGGGGAUAUCUACCUGCGUCUGCCGACGUCUAAGACCUACCAGGAGAAGAUCUGGGACCAUGCGGCCGGCGACCUGAUUGUGCGCGAGGCUGGUGGUCAAGUUACGGAUACUAAGGGCCGCCGGCUCGACUUUGGCGUCGGCCGGACAUUGGCCGAGAACAGUGGUGUGAUUGCUGCACCCGCGGCCGUCCAUGGUCAGGUUCUAGAGGUUGUCCAGGAGGUUCUGGGCCUAAAAUAG